Colletotrichum truncatum is the source of this 5301-nucleotide messenger RNA. NCBI's taxonomy places the organism in Eukaryota, Fungi, Ascomycota, Sordariomycetes, Glomerellales, Glomerellaceae. The record is from RefSeq and is a predicted model, not a curated record.
AUGGCCAGCUCACCGCCGGCCUCCCCCGGGAAUCAACCACCCCAGAGACCGCUGAGCGCCAUGGUGCGACCGUCACCAAGAAGUAAUAGCCGCAUGAGCAUGACGAGCAAACAUGGCGGUGGAAGCAGAGCUUCUGACGACGAUGCCCGGACCGCUGUCAAAGUCGCCGUGCGCAUCCGACCAGCGCUCAAACCCACAGACCCGGGCUACGAAUUGAUCCCUCAGCGAUUCCAACGAUCCAUGGUCCAAGUCACAUCGAACACGAGCCUAGCAAUCGACUCGCCGCAAGGAAGGAAAUUAUUCGUCUUCGACCGUGUCUUUGGGUCUGACGUGGAUCAAGAAGGAGUCUGGGAAUACCUAAACGAUUGCGUCAACGCGUUUAUUCAAGGUUACAAUGUCUCGCUUUUGGCCUACGGCCAGUCGGGAGCCGGAAAGUCGUACACAAUGGGCACAUCAGGUCCUAAUGAACAAGGCGAUGUUGAAGUCAUGGGUGUGAUCCCCAGAGCGGCAACAGCAUUAUUCGAAAGGCUAGACGGCUCGAAGAAACAGGUGAACCGUGGAUCCAUGUCACAACUACGAACGCCGCAUCGGUAUUCUGCGCAAGGCACUUCGGGCUCGCCCUCGGAGCGAAACUGGUCUCUGAAAGCCACAUAUGUCGAAAUCUACAACGAACAGCUGCGAGAUCUGCUGCUUCCGGACCACGUUCCACAGCAUGAGCGUGGCACUGUCACAAUUCGCGAAGAUGUAAAGGGUAACAUUAUCCUCACCGGCCUCCGACAGGUCGAAAUCAACUCAGUAGAAGACCUGAUGAACGCCUUGAAUUUUGGCUCCACACUUCGACAAACGGAUGCGACAGCUAUUAAUGCUAGAUCCUCCCGGUCUCACGCCGUAUUUAGUCUAAACUUGGUCCAACGCAAGAGCGGGCUUCAGGGUUCCAAUGGCAACGACAAGCGCUUUUCCGUCCCCAUCGAAGCCAUGACUGGAUCCGAGACUUGGGUGACAACAGACAGCAAACUGCACUUUGUUGAUCUGGCUGGUAGUGAACGCCUCAAGAAUACAGGCGCGCAGGGCGAGAGGGCCAAGGAAGGUAUUUCCAUCAACGCAGGUCUCGCUGCGCUCGGCAAAGUCAUCUCGCAACUGUCAUCGCGACAGGCUGGAUCGCACGUUUCCUACCGUGACUCUAAGCUCACUCGUCUUCUCCAAGACUCCCUAGGAGGGAAUGCCAUCACAUAUAUGAUUGCCUGCGUGACUCCGGCUGAGUUCCAUUUAAGCGAAACGCUAAACACCGUCCAAUAUGCGCAGAGGGCCCGAGCUAUCCAAAGUAAGCCCCGGAUUCAGCAGGUAGAGGAGGGUGACAAGCAGGCAAUCAUUGAUCGUCUGAAGGCGGAGGUGGCAUUCCUGCGGGAGCAGAUCCGGAGCGCUGAGCGAGGAGGGGGCGAGCGACGGAUUGCCUCUACAGGAGAGAGGUCCGAGCGACAAAAUGAGCGGGAGGUCGAACUGCAAAACCAGCUUCUGGACGCCCAGGAAAACUACACAACCCUUAGCCAACGUCACGCAAAGCUAAUUGCGGAGAUGGCCAAGGCCCGCGACAACGAAGCUGCCGAGAACCACAAUAUUGAGGAAUCGCUGGGCGACACUGCGACUGAGAGACUGAACCGCUCAAACUCGUUUGCUGCGGCCGUUGAGCAAGUCGUACUCGAAUACGAAAAGACGAUUCAGACUUUGGAGCAGUCCUUGUCUAGCACUCGUGGCACCCUUGCCAACACUGAAGCCAGUCUCUUGGAAAAGGAGACCAAGUGCACUUACAUUGAGACAAUCAACACUCAGCUACAAGCACGAUUGCAGAAGCUCAUGGAUCGCGAGGCGAGUACCGAGAACUACCUCCACGACUUGGAGAACAAGCUCGACGGUCAUACUUCCGGUGAAGAGAAGAAUGCAACUAUUAUUGUGGAGCUGCGCAAGGAGAUUUCUCGUGUUAGAGAAAACGAGGCCUCCUGCGAGGAUUAUAUCUCGACAUUGGAAGAGCGACUUGCCGAGGCUGACCAAGAUGCCGAGUUGAUGCAGCGCGAAAUUGAUCGCCUCGAGCAGGUCAUUGAGCGCCAGCGAUCUCUCGGAAAGCUGGACUCUCUCCUGCACGAACUGGAUCACAUUCAAGGUGACGGCAAGAUCACAGAGCCGGAUACUGAGGUACCCAAUGGGGUAUCAAGACGCCACGCUGCGGAACACUCUCGAAGUCUCUCACACGUUAGCCGGAUGAGCCGAGACGUCAUCCCCGAAACCGUUGAGGAGGAGGCAGCAGCAACCGAGGCGACUGACAGAACAGCGGGAGAUGACCACAAAAGCACCACCGUGAAGACGACCGAAGGCGAUACGCAGAACCUGCAAGCUGACAAGAGCGAAUACCCCCCGCAGAGCCCUGCCCAGUCCAAAUUUGUCCAGGACAAGUUGGAGAACGUCACCCAAGAGCUUAUCGACCUGCGUGUCGAACACGAGACCACCAUUAACGAGUUUGACCUGCUGAAUGCCAAAUACGAGGAGGCAUUGCGGACUCUGGCAGAGCUUCAGGAUACCAUCGAUGAGUCACGCCAUCCUGAACGCAAGGUGCGAGACUCAAUGAUGUCUGUUACCUCGCCCAACCAAACUAGACCCCCGUCCUUCUUCUCCGACGCGAGGUCUAGUGACCUGAAAGAGAACGGCCAAUUCUCAUCGCGGUCGUUGUCUUCAGAGUUAUCCUCUGCGCUGGAGUCACCCGCCAACGCUGACCCGUCCGAUGCCGAGACUGGUACACUUAAACCCGAAGCAGACUCGGAUCCUGUGUCAGCUGGAGAGCUCGUGCACCAGGACCUUCUUGCGACAGAAGUCGAGAGAUUCAAGACCCUCGCGGCCGAAAAGGGCGAGGCGGAGAAGGAGCUAGCUGAAAAGUACACCCAACUUGAAAAGAAGCACCAGGAGGCUCUAGACAUGCUGGAGGAACUCAAGACCGAAGUUGCCCAAGCUAAGGCGCUCGAAGUGACAUCGCCACGAGCUGGCCAGCCUGUCAUUCGCCGCAAGUCCAGCCAAAAUGUCAUGAUCAUCGACCGCGCUCAUCGAUCUUUCGCUUCGCUCCGUAACAUCGCAGCCGAGAACUUCGAAGAACAGCCUGAUGUCAUGCAAAACUUUGAACUGAACCUGAACGCUGCCAUGCACGAGCUUCACGCACGAUCAGAGAGAAUCCAGGAACUCGAAGCUGAUAUCGCAUCUACUAAAAAGGAGAUCGAGAUGAAGAUGACCAUCAUUUCUGGCCUCACCCGUGAGCGGUCUAGUUUGCAGGCCUCACCCAUGGACAUGUCAGUAGUGUCAACCCUCAAGAACCAGCUUGAGGCAAGUGAGAAGCAGAUGAAGGAAAUGAGAGAUACACACGAAGCCAGCGAGAAGAAGCUGAUGAGUGAACUCGAGAGUCUUCGUGCUUCUGUCAACGACGGCGCCGCCGCCCCCUCCGAACCUGCGUCCAACUUGGCUUCUGAGACUGCCGUUGCCACUGCCACAGCCGCCGCCGUUGCCGUCCUUCCCGAGGCGUCCACAGAAGUUACUGAUGUCCACGCUAGGGCCCUGCCAACGGCAGAGGAGAACGACAAGAAGAUCACUGAACUUCAAACCGAGCUGACUAGCUGGCAAGAGAAGCACCAAACAGCUCUCAACACAAUGCAGGAGACAGAGGCUGCCAUGAAGAAGACGAUCGAAGGACUGGAGUAUGAGAUUACCACGCUGAACACCAAGGCCGCUGAACAAUCAGUAGCAAGAAGUGCCGACGAGGUUAAGGAGAUCGAAGAGAAGCACGAAACUCUUGUCAAGAACCUUCGCAAUGAGAUCAAUGAGUACAAGGCUGCCAUUGAUACCAACGCCAACAAGGUGUCAGAGCUUGAGGCAGCGCACCAAGCUACCAAGGCAGAAUUGGACGAGGCUAUCAGGGCCCGCGACCUUCACGAGACACAAGCCAAGACACAACAAAGCCUCAUCGCAAACCUUGAAAACCAGAUCACAGCUCAUGAGCAGGCACUCAAGACUCACCAGGAUGGUAUGAAGCUACUUCAGGAGAACCAUAUCAAGGAACUGGAGGAGAUGAAGAAGGCGGAGCAGACUGGCUACGAGGAGCAAGUUGCCGUUCUCCUGAACGAGCACGCUGAGAACGUCAGGGUCCUCGAAGGCGAGUUGAACGAUGCCAGGGAGGAAUUAAUGAAGGUUGCUACCCAGGUCGCCUUUGCUCUUGGCCUCGACGUCAGUAUCGAUAAGAUCACUGAGCGCAUCGAAGAUCUGAUUGCCGACCAGAAGGCUUUGGGCGUGGAGCAGAAGAAGUCAGGCGAGAUUCAGAAGCACAUCUCUGAGCUCUCUACCAUCAACGACAAUCUCCUGAAGGAGUUGGAGCAGGCCAAGUCUACUCUUAGUGACCUCCUCACUGCUGAGGGAGAACCUGUCAGAAGCCCUGCGCCUCUUCCCGAUCAGUUGUCUGCGAUUCGCAAGAAGAUCUCAGACCUCGAGAACAAGAACAGAAAGAACUCUCGUCUGGUGGAAGAGCUUGAGGACCAACUUCAGAGCAAUUUCGAUCAGGUUCAAAUGACCAACAACCGCCUGUCUACAUUGCAGACGGAGCGCAACGCGCAAAUCGAGGACGCGCAGGCUGCCAAGUUCAAGGCGGAGUCCGAGUUGGAGUCGCUCAGGGCCGAGUACAACGCUCUUCAGAACAAGCUCGAUGAGUCAUUGGCUUCGGGCCACGUGCAACGAUCCAACUCGAUCAGCUCGCCUCUCCGGAAAAGUUCGUCUGCCACUUCCCUGCCAUCCCCACCGCCAGCCAUUCCUCUGCCUCCGCUGCCUGGCGCGGGCAACAACGCUGCUGGCCCCAACGGACCGGUGCCCAGCACCCCAACCCAGGGAAACCGGCCUGCCAGCAAGGACAACCACGGAAGUGCCAACCAGAUCCAGGAAGAUCAGGAAGCUCGCAUCCGCACAAUCGAGAAGCACCUCCAGGCCGAGAAGCAGCUCACCCAAACGCUCGAAGAAGCACUCACGGACCUCGAACGUCAAUCCAACAAGGUCAAGGCAGACGGCGAUGCCUGGCGCAAGCGCUGUUCGGAGCUGGAAGCCGAAAUCAAGGAGCUCAAGGAUCGCCCUGCGCCGACACCCCAGCCCGACAACCGUUGGAGCCUUCAUGCCGUCGAGGAGGAGCGCAAGAAGCGGCAGGCUGCCGAGGCACAACAGCGUUUGCUGGAGGAGCGCAUGAACGCCUUGUCGAAGAAGAAGAAGAAGGGCUCCCUCAACUGCUUCUAG